Amphibalanus amphitrite is the source of this 1426-nucleotide messenger RNA. Its product is annotated as potassium channel subfamily K member 15-like. The transcript is spliced from 7 exons. Gene Ontology annotation, biological process: potassium ion transmembrane transport; stabilization of membrane potential. Gene Ontology annotation, cellular component: membrane. NCBI's taxonomy places the organism in Eukaryota, Metazoa, Arthropoda, Thecostraca, Balanomorpha, Balanidae. The record is from RefSeq and is a predicted model, not a curated record. The coding region runs from base 1 to 1386 and encodes 461 amino acids. Gene Ontology annotation, molecular function: potassium ion leak channel activity.
AUGCCGGUCGAUGGCCCCGCCGCAGCGCUCGCCGUGCCGGAGUCGGUGGCAGGUCUCACUGCGGUCGCCUCCGUCGGCGGCGGCGGCGGCGGCGGCGGUCACUCCACUCGAGUCGCCGUCACGCCGCCGGCCGGAGCGGGGCUCAUGUACGCCGACGGCGUGCGUGUGACCGUGCCGGCGGCGGACGAUGGCCAGCACCGCGACCAGGAGCGCGGCGAGCGCGGCCGGCCGCCGCCCAGCCGCGGCGCGCCGCUCUCGGCCGGGGCAGAGAAGGCGGCCGCCGCGCAGCAGGAGCGCUGGCUGCUGACGGGCGCCACGGGCCUGUCGCGCCGCUGGGUCACCACCACCAUCCUGUUCGGCAUCAUCUUCGCCUACUGCGUGCUGGGCUCGUUCAUGUUCCAGGCGAUCGAGGGCCCGCUGGACCGCGAGAGUGUUGAGCGCUCGGCGGCGCUGCGCCAGGGCGUGGUGGACGAUAUCAUGGAGCAGCUGCUCGCCAACUUGUCGUGCCACAACGCGUCCGAGGAGGGCGAGCCGGUGUCGGCCGAGUGCGGCCGGCUGCUCGGACAGCUGCGCGGCGCGCUCAACGCGCACGUCACAGAGCGCGUGGUGCAGUUCGAGACGGACCUAGUAGCCAUGGUGAAACGGGGCUUUUACCGUACCAGUCCCCAGUGGGACUUUUGGUCGGGCUGGUUCUACAGCGGCACCAUCAUCACCACUAUAGGUUACGGGCACAUGGUGCCGGCCACCACGGUCGGCCGCGCCAUCACCAUGCUGUACGCGCUGAUCGGGGCGCCACUGUUCCUGGUGCUGCUCUCCGACUCGGGCAAGCUGCUGACGCGCUCGCUGAAGCUGAUGUGGGCCGUUCUGAGCCGGCUGGCCGACACGCUUCGCUCGCCGAACCGCUCGCUGCAGGCCGUCUCGGCCGCCGUCCGGAUUCGAGCCAGCAGUCCUAGCUAUGUGGUGGACGAGCAGUUUGACCUUCCAAUAAUGGUGGCCUUGUCAUUAGCGCUGUGUUACCUUCUAAUGGGAGCAGCAAUAUUCCAGCAAAUAGAAGAUUGGAACUACUUCGAAUCACUCUAUUUUGUCGUUAUCUCCAUGUUUACUAUUGGAUUUGGAGACUAUGUUAUCUCGGAUUCGGCCACGAUGGCCGCGUCGAUGGCGUACUUUGUCUUCGGGCUGGCGCUCACCUCCAUGUGCAUCAACAUUGUCAAGUUACGCUUUUCUGCUUUCUUCACGACGGUGGGAACGACCAUAACCGACCAGCUGCGGAAGGGCUCGCGCUCGCUGACACCGCGCCGUGUAGAGGUGGCGCCUGUGCACGGCGCCGACCGGGGCGAGGCCAAGGUGGCCUGGCACACCAAGAGCCCGUUCGUCAGCAGCUCCUGAGGACCGGAUGGCUGGUCCGGCGGGAUGCUGAGGCGCGACA